This is a messenger RNA of Brenthis ino (lesser marbled fritillary), 2544 nucleotides long. The record is from the annotation of a GenBank genome assembly. Lineage: Eukaryota; Metazoa; Arthropoda; Insecta; Lepidoptera; Nymphalidae.
AUGACUUUGGCAAUGGACGGUCCAGCAAUUGAACAUAGCGACUCUGAUUCUGGUGAUAGUUGGACUUUGCUUGAAAAUUCUGCGUACGCAGAUGAUACGCCAGAUAUAUCUGAACUACCAGGUGAAAGUCCUACUAUAGAACACCAUGAAAAAGAUGAAGACACAGAUGGCAUAUCUAUUAUCAGCGAUAGUGAACCUGAUUCACCAUCACCUUGUCAAAUGAUUUAUGAAACUCUAGAAGAGAACCGUCCACCCGAACAUGAAACUGCCGAAUAUAUAUCAGUUGAUCCACAGCUAACUAAAAUGCAGAAUGACCAUGAAUCUAUUAAGGAAGAAGAUGAUCUACUUGAUGAUAGUAGAAGAAAAAACAAAACAUAUGUACACAGGCGAAACAAAAGAUUGAGCACAGUACUUAAUAUUGUAGUAUUGGCAAGUGUGAUUACGGCUGCAGGUGUUGCUAUUGGUCAUAUGUGGGGUGCAAAAACGGAUUGUACUCUGCAGAAUACACCAGGUAUUAAUAAAAUUUUGUCCAGGUUGUAUCGGUUGCAAGAAGAAAAUGCAUAUCUAAGAAAUAAGUUAAAGGAGAUUACAGCAUUAAAUAAUCAUCAGGCCAAUAAUAAGGUACCAUUAAAGCAAAACAAGUGUAGGAAAGUAUUUGAAGAGUCAUUACAGAAUGAUAACACUAAGAAGCUUACAACUUGUGUGGAUGAUAGAAUUGAUAAUGAUAACCGAUUACUAAAAAGCCACAUGAUUCAAGUUCCAUAUGAAAAAGAUUUUGUACAAGAUAUUGGAAAAUUGAAAAAUAUUAAUGUACAAAAUAAAAGUUGGAUAAAUGAGAAAACUGUUAAGAAACUCAAACAAGUUUAUGAACAUCUCGAAAAUAUGAACAAUUCACCCAAUGCAUAUAAUGAAAAUGAUACAAAACAUAAAUUUACAAUUAAAAUGCUUCCUGAAAUCUUAGAACAGUCUGAUAAUGAAAAACCAGAAGAUCAUACUGAAAGCAGAAUAAGUUAUGCAGAUUCAUUAAAAUACUCUGGUAUUGUGAAAAAUAAUAAUAACAAUAGAAUUUCUGAUAAAUAUGAUAUUUCAUUUGACAAUCAUAAAAACGAAUUCAAAAGAGAAAAUGAUAGAAAUACUCAGAGGGAUGCCAAAGAAAGUGACAAUAUGCAAUAUCAUAAAAAAAUCAGUAAGAGGGACAGUGAUAAAAUGUAUGAAAAUAAAAUAGAUUACAACAAAAAAGCAAACCCAAGAGGCGAAUUCGAUGAAGAUAUUGAUUUUUAUAAUGAGAACAAUGAAGACCGAAAAUUUAACAAAAUAGAUGAUGCUAAAAUACUAGAUGAGAAAAUUGAUUAUAAAAACAUUUAUCAAAAGGAACGAGUAGUCAAUUCUUUAGGGAAAAUGGAGAAACUAGACAAGAGAUUUAAUAAAAGAGACAGUGAUAAAAUAUUUGAAGCUAAACUCAAUAAUCGCAAUAUAAACCCAAGAGGCGAAUUCGAUGAAGAUAUUGAUUUUUAUAAUGAGAACAAUGAAGACCGAAAAUUCAACAAAAUAGAUGAUGAUAAAAUAGUAGAUGAGAAAAUUGAUUAUAAAAACAUUUAUCAAAAAGAACGAGUAGUCAAUUCUUUAGGGAAAAUGGAGAAACUAGACAAGAGAUUUAAUAAAAGAGACAGUGAUAAAAUAUUUGAAGCUAAACUCAAUAAUCAGAAUAUAAAUCCAAGAGGUGAAUUUGAUGAUGAUAUUGAUUUUCCAUCUAUCGAUGAUGGCAAAUUGGAUGAAAAAUUUAAUGAAAAUGAUCAUAAUAAUUUUAUUUCAAAAAGUAAUAUAAAUAAAAAACAAAUUCUGAAAGACUAUCGAGGAGAUGAUGAUUUACAUUUCGAUAAAGAUAAUGAAGAGAAUAAAAAAUUCAACAAAAAAGAUUAUAUGAAGGUGUUUGCAAUAAAAGAAGCAAUUGACAAAAAAUUUGAAAGAAAUUACUAUGGGGACACUGAUUCGUUAUUUGAUGAUUUUAUGAAGAAAGAUAACAGAUACACCGGCCCCAAACACAAACAAGAGAGAAAGAAGUAUGAUCGUCAAAAGUUACAUAAGAAAGAUAAGAAGAGAAAUAAAUAUGAACAGUGGGAGAUGAAAGGUGGAUUAAUGAAGGAUUAUGACGACAUUUCUUUGGCCUCUACUCAAGAUAACGUUGUAAAAGAACAAAAUUUAAGAGGAGACACUGGUGAACGUUUAAAUUACCGUUCUAAUAACAAAAUCGAUAGUUCCACAGCCACUUUAGAUGUAGAUUACGUGGACAACAAAUCUGCUGGACACCAUCUGAAGAAUAACCAAAAUGACAAAAUGGUACCGGAACUGAACUGGGUCGAUCGACGAGCUGUUAUACGUAAAGAAGCAAGAAAACGCAUUGAAAAGGAGUUAUUCGAUGAUAACCCCACUACUGCUGGUUGGUAUUUUAAACGCAUGCGCAAAAGAGAGCAAUGCCGCGCCAAAGGCGAUAACAGCACAUAUCGGAAAUUAUCAAAACAAUUUAAAAAUUAUAAAACAAAAACU